Molecule: messenger RNA, 2080 nt
Organism: Raphanus sativus (radish)
Lineage: Eukaryota; Viridiplantae; Streptophyta; Magnoliopsida; Brassicales; Brassicaceae
Exons: 3
Coding region: 651-2066 (471 amino acids)
Molecular function (GO): zinc ion binding; nucleic acid binding
Source: RefSeq, a predicted model, not a curated record
GGAAGCACGAGAGAAUGAAUCACGUACAACUUGCUUUGUCACCAGCACGUGGCCAAAGGAAAUCAGAAGUGAUUUAAUUAACAUGCACAAAUAUGUGUUACCCUGGUCAAAGAAGAGAAGAAGAGUGAGAUACGUGGCCAAGCAAGAAAGAAAGAAAGAAAUAAUGUGCUUACUCAGGUUUAAGUUGUUCACGUGGCCAAUUUGGAGAGGAAGCAAAUGACUUAGUCAUUAUCUCUACGUGGUAAUCAAAGAGAAAUGGUGGGGCAGCUGUCACAAACCUAUUCACCUGGUUCCACUAUAAAAAGAGGUCAACCUCCUCCAUUUCCCAUCAUCUCAACGUGAACAAGAGAGAAAGAGAGAAGAAAAGAAACAAGAGAAAAGAAAGAAAAAGAAAGAAAAGAGAAAAGAAGAGAAAGAAAAAUAAGAAAAUAGUUUUAGAAGAUUAAGAGAAGUAAAGAUCAUGGGAUUAUUGAUACGGAACUAAGACGAAGAUUUGGAGUGGAUAAAAAGGAUUUGGUCAGCUUCCGAAAUCAAAGAGUCAAGCCGCAUCGGUUAAUCACUGUAACCAGUAGUAAAGACCAUAGCGCUCGCGGAACUGUAGGAGCUGGUGUAGAUUGGACAUCUUUUGCUAAAGACUCGUUUCAAGAUAUAUGAAUAUGGCAAGGAGGGGAAUGAGUGAAGGGGGACAGGAUUGGAUGUUGGGAAUAGGCAGAGUCUCAAGACGGAGAGGACUGGGAUAUGAAUCUGAGGGAAGGGUGCAAACACUAGCACACCCUAACCAGGACUUUAGCGAGGAUAACAUGGUGGAAAACGAAAAUCUGUUUGGGCACGACCAAUCGAGGCCACAAGAGGAGCAACUUCCACCAAACCGUACUGCAAGGGAAAGACCAGAAACAGAUGAUAGUGAAUCAAGUGUCAGAGGACCAAGACCAAUAAGGAGAGAGAACCUGAUUGAACCGAAAUCUCAUAACCAGCCACAACAAGAAGUAGGAAUGGAGCACACUCUGAAGAUGCUUCAUGACGUGAUAGCAAGAUCACUGCAACAACCUCAAGUUCAGCCUCAACCAAUCAUACCACCACAACCUACAGUGGCUACGCCGAUGUUACCGUUGAUAACUGCCAUGAAGAAUAUGAAAACACCACAUUUUGAAGGAGGGCCAGAUCCUUUUGAAGCAGAUCAGUGGCUUCGAACCAUGGAGAAAAACUUUGAGACCCUGACAUGUUCCGAGGACUCUAAGAAGAAGAUGGCAGUGUAUUACUUAGACAAGGACGCGGCAGAAUGGUGGGAGAGUAGGGAUCGCCAAGUGGGACAUCUUGUCACGACUUGGGUGGCAUUCAAAAGGGAAUUUGAACGCAAGUACUUCACCCCUGAGUCCAAGCGAAGACAUCAGCGUCAGUUUGCUAACCUAGUACAAGGAGACAAGACAGUCAGAGAAUACGAAUCUGAGUUCAUGCGACUGCGACGAUACGUAUUACGAGGACAAGAUGAUGAAGAGAUGAUGAUAUCCAACUUUCUGUUUGGUUUAAAACCAGAGUUGGAAAACAGAUUAGCAGUCGGAAACUACGAGAAUCUCACCGAGUUAGUAGAAAAGGCUGUGAAUGUGGAGAUCGGUUUAGAAGCUGAGAAGGCAGCAAGUAAGAAAUCAAAGCAACAUCAAGAAGGAAAACAUGGUGGAAAUCAAGGAUCAUUCAAGGGUAAAGAAAGGGAAAGAGGAUCGGGAGGUCCAAGUCGACGAUCUCUGUUUACCGGAAAAUGUUUUAACUGUGGCAAGGUGGGCCAUAAGUCAAGUGAAUGCUUCGGAAAGAAACCUGGAUCGUUUCAGUCAAACUCCAACAAUCCAACAUGUUAUACGUGUGGAAAGAAAGGACACAUCUCUACCCAGUGCAGUGUCAACCGUCCUAUCCCAGCUACGCCAAUCACCGUUCAUCCUCCCCCAGCACCACCUGCAAUCGCACCAGCACAGAAAAGGCAAGCAAUAGGAGGUAGAGUUUACGCUUUAGAAUUAGAUGAUCCUAAGCCUCCAGGCGCAUCCAAGGGUCCCAUCACAGGUAUUUGGGUUCUUUAACUUUGCUCGUUUUG